CUGAGAGGAGACGUGCGACUUUACGCUCUGCCCCGCCCUCCCUGACGUUCGCUUGCGUUGAUUGGCUACUAAGAGGUGUGGACAGAAACAACAGGUGUGUGGGAGGUAAAGCGGUCAGUACUCGAGUUUACCUCACGGAUUACUGGUGCUCUUGUAAACCCAAUGGUGACUAAGCUUGUGUCCUGAUGACUUUUAGUUUGUUUUUGUGGCACUAACGUCGAUGAAGUUUUGAUAAGUGAAGAAGUGAAGUAAAUAGCCCACAUUACAUUAUUUUUGACCUGUUGGCGGCAUGGUGACCUCCAGUGACUUGGUUCAGGUGCUGCACUGGUGAUCUGUUCUCUUGUUUUGCAUAUUCACCCCAUGACUGACGUUCAGGGCUGCGAGAUAUUGGUGACACCUAUUUCUGCACCCCACUGACCUACAAACCGGUGGUGACCUAUAACUUGGCAGCCUAGCAAUUGGUAACCUCUACUGGUGAUCCUGACGUUACAUGGACACCAUAAUUAAAGGAACCAAUAAACUUUUCACCCGUGUGACCUUCUGCUGUUGGUAAUCCGUGUUUCUGAGUCCUAGUGACCGACAACCUGCCUGGUUACAAUUUUGGUGACUUGAUUCUUGCUAACCUUUUCUGGUGACUUUCUACCCAGUGACUGCAUUGACGCGAAAUGUUUCCUUCACCUCACCAACACCUUAUCAGGUGAUUCAUUUUCCUGGUGAACACACGAUAUAACCUGUUAAUGAAUCUUUAUCACCUGAUAAACUUCUGACUUAAAUUUAUGGCCAAGUGACUUGUGGAUUGUUUGGUGACAAAGUUAUAUUUUCAAGUGAUCUGACGAUAAUUGAGAACACCCAGAUUAAUAAAGUGCGCCAGCAAACUCUCUUUACACCUAGUGACUCAGAUUUAUGGGCUAGUGACUGGUGCGUAGUGCGGUGAUUUUAGAGCCUCAUUGUCUGGUGACGCCCCGGCAAACGCAAUAUGACCUGUUGCUUAGUGGCGCGGUAAGAAUCACCAAAAAAGAAGGAAGAAAAGAGGAACGGAAGAGCUGAUCAUCAUGUUCUUCUAUCUCAUCUUCGUCACCCUGUUGCUGGGAAUGUGUGGCGGCGAGACGCUGUGCCCCAACAAGACAGAACUGGAUUCCUGCCUCGCCAGACUGAUGCCUCACAUGCCACGCUCCGGCCUACCAGACAACCCUAGCCAGCUGACGACUAUGUGCAGAGCGUUCAAGGGCGGGAUGGCGUGCGUGGACCGGUACACGGCGCAAUGUAUGAACCAGGUGGAACGGGCCAGCCUGGAUAUCCACCUGCAAGGCGCUCGCUCCACACUGGCCUUCCUUUGCGACGACCCCAUCUUCAAGCGAGAGUACCUGUCCCACUCACGGUGUAUCAAGGAGGUGCGGACAGACUGGGAUCGUUGUCAUCUGCAGUUCAAACACCUGGUGGGCAAAGAACAUUCGAAGUCCAACCUGACGCAGAGCCAACGUGACCACAACAUAUGCUGCAUACGCGCACGGCUCCUGAACUGCGUGUACGGUACCGGCUUCCUCAAGUGUGGGCGUCUGGAGGCGAUAUUCCUGCAGAAGAUGACGGCGACGCUCUCCUACAGCGACGUGCAUCAGGAAAAGUGUAAACGCGUCACCCUCAGCACCUGCUCCCACGCAACACACGCUACGAGACCCUCCUCCUUUAAUAUCUUCCUCCUCCUUCUAGUCUGCCUCCUUCCCGGACUCAGAUUCGCAACGCAAGAUGAUGGUACUGGAGGUUGAAAUACAGACAUCAUGUUACUUAUCGCUCCCCCUUCUCCUUCACUUCCUCCUUGUCUCUCUCCCUCCAAGCCAAACAUUCGCAACGUAAACUAGAGGCUAUUUCCCAAGAGCACUUUUACGGGUGGUGCUCUUUUUGGUGUUUCUGUGACCUACUGAAUGGAUGUGGAGUUCGUAUACUUGAAGGGACUCUCGUUCUGUAAGAGGUGAAUGCUGCGGUAUGUGUGGAGAAUUAUAGAUCAAUUAUAGAUGUGGUAAAACAGGGUAUACCGGCCAUGGAGGCAAACGAUGCUUAAAUAUUGCUCGUAUGAUCCAGCCUUACGUUGAUGAUGGUAAUGAUAAGAAAUACGGACAUAUCACUCCACGCAAGUUCCUACGCACCCCACGUCACCUAUUCCUUCUGUAACCCUCCUCUUCCUACCCUGAGACUCGCAACGUAAACUAAGGUGAUAAUGAGAGGUUAAGAAUACAUAAAUAUCACUCUCCAUGCAUUCUCCAGCACCCUUUGACUCUUAGCCCUUCUGCAUUACCUUCCUCCUCCUCCUUCUCCAAGUUUCUCUCUUUGCUAGCCUCGAGGACAUGGAGUAAGCUAAGAAGGUUGUAAUGAUAGCCUGAAAUAUAAGCAGAGAUAUCGA
Messenger RNA from Eriocheir sinensis (Chinese mitten crab), 2395 nucleotides. RefSeq lists its product as uncharacterized. Bases 1053 to 1763 code for a protein of 236 amino acids. The transcript has 5 exons. NCBI's taxonomy places the organism in Eukaryota, Metazoa, Arthropoda, Malacostraca, Decapoda, Varunidae. The record is from RefSeq and is a predicted model, not a curated record.